This is a messenger RNA of Trametes versicolor FP-101664 SS1, 1071 nucleotides long. RefSeq lists its product as uncharacterized. The transcript is spliced from 5 exons. Gene Ontology annotation, biological process: protein phosphorylation. Gene Ontology annotation, molecular function: ATP binding; protein kinase activity. Bases 1 to 1071 code for a protein of 356 amino acids. The record is from RefSeq and is a predicted model, not a curated record. NCBI's taxonomy places the organism in Eukaryota, Fungi, Basidiomycota, Agaricomycetes, Polyporales, Polyporaceae.
AUGUUAUGUCGACUGUCGACGGAAGAGCUCUAUCAGAGGGACCGCCAAGAAUUUCUUGAAUCCCGCGGGUACAUGUUACGACCACGCUACAGACGCGACUGGGUACCUUCUUGGAGGGGCAAACCGAUGGGAACAGCGUACAAGGUAGAAGACGAGUACCGUUUACCAUUCAGAACUAGCGUCCUUGAUGCUACGCGGAUGUCUGACGGGACCCUCGUCUAUUUGAAGCGCACCCCAAGUGAUUCACCGGAGCUACAGGUAGCGUCGUAUCUGUCAUCCGAGCUCCUCCGUCUUGACCCCCGGAAUCACUGUGUACCUCUCCUGGACAUCCUCCAAGACCCUUUGAAUCCAGAUACGGCGUUCAUGGUGAUGCCUUUCUUGCGUUAUAUAACUAGUCCGCCUUUCGAGGUCGUUGGGGACAUAUUGGCAUGCAUAGAUCAAAUUCUUGAGGGCCUUGUUUUCUUACACGACCACGGCGUGGCUCAUCGGGACUGUGCGUACAAGAAUAUCAUGAUGGAUGCCUCGGCCAUGUUUCCUCAAGGCUUCCACCCCAUGAGGGAGCUCGCUCUACCAGAUGUUUCCGGGCUCGCUCCCAUUCUACACCGCGUAGACGUCCCCGUCCGAUAUUACUAUAUCGACUUUGGUAUAUCUACCCGAUUUGCUACGAACCAAGGUCCUACCCUCGUCCUCGGAACUCAGGGCCUCGACGACGAGGUUCCCGAGCUGUCGAACACCAUUCCGUAUGACCCUUUCAAGACCGACAUCUUCAUCGUUGGAAAUCUAUUUCGCCAGCAGUUCCUUCAAGCCUACUCUAACGCUGACCUGCUCACGCCGUUGGUUCGGCGGAUGGUCAGCAGAGAUCCCAACCUGCGUCCUAGUGCUUCAGAAGCACUGCGGGAGUGGAAGGCCAUCCGCAGGAGGGUGUCUUCGAUUCAGAGAUACUGGCGGCUGCGCCCCGUCAAAGAAUCAUGGCUCGCCACCGUCUAUUUCGAAUUCAAGGCCAGCGUAAGUCUUCUAUAUCCCAGUCGUCCUUCAUGCGUGUCCUCUGACACUAUAAUUCGUAGGUCUUAG